CUCAACUUCUUGUUCCUAAGCCAACACCUACCGAGAAUAAAAUCAAAUCAGGUCUUCCUUAUUAACCUGGAUUUUUUUCUUUCUUUUUUAUUUAUUUUUCCUUUGAAAUCAAUUCAUAAAUGUCGACGCAACAUGGCCGAAAGUGACGACGAACAAAUAACCCUCUCAUCCCACGCUCUCGAAGCGCUGCAGGAGUUCUACGGAGAGCGCGAUGCACACGUCGAUAAGUUUGAGAAACUAAAGGCUGUGGCUGAGGACGAACGUGCUAUCUCGCAGCCGCUUUCUAUGGAUGCGUUUACUGAGGACUGGAAUAAGUCGCAGUUUUGGUACUCGGAUGAAACGGCUAUUCUGUAUGCGAAGCAGCUUCUAGAUGGCAUACGCGAGGACGAGGUUGUUGCUGUGGUGUCGGUGCCCAGUGUGUUUAUUGCGCUGAAGAAUCUGUUGAACGCAGCAGACGCCAACACCCCCAAACCAAAGAAAGUCAUCCUCCUCGAGUACGACCAGCGGUUCUCCGUCUUCCCAGAGUUCAUAUUCUACGACUUCCUGCACCCUAUCAAGCUUCCCGCGGAACUAAAAGGCGGCGUCGAUCGCAUCAUAUGCGACCCCCCUUUUCUCAGCGAGGACUGCCAGACCAAAAUGGCUCUAACCAUCCGCUGGAUGUCCCGGUCAAUCCCGCGGCUCAUAAUCACCACGGGCGAGCGCAUGGAGACGCUAGUGACGAAGCUAUACCGGUCCCUCGGCGCGCAGACCACGACGUACGAGCCGGUGCAUACGCGCGGCCUUAGUAACGAGUUCUACUGCUAUGCUAACUUUGAGUGUGACGCUUGGAGCUUUAAGGGCGAGAAGGGGGCGAAGUGAAGACAGGCAUGAGAGAUUGAUUGAUACUUAAAAAUGUAGUUAGUUUAACCAACUACUUUUGUCUAUUCACCAAUGUUCCCUCUCAUCCUUAUAUUUUUCUUGGAGAAGCGCGUAAAUACUACCUAGUUUGAGCGACAUGCGUACUUCACAACUAAGCUUCUCUGACAAUAUAGCUAUAUGAUAAUCAUAUCGUUCACAAAUACCAUCACUUUCGGGUUCCCUCGGUGACCCGAGUGUCUCGCUCACAACGUCAUGUUUUGUAGAAAGUCUAGGGUAAGAGCUUGGGGGUAAAGAGAUGGAAAAGAUGAGAUAUAGACUAAGUCCGAAUAUAAACCCAAGGGAAACACCAGGGCCACCAUAGAGUGAGAGAACCGUCGGGCGAAACUAUUCAAUAGACACAAUUCAACUUUUACGAUAUUGCCUC
Messenger RNA from Daldinia loculata, 1282 nucleotides. Its product is annotated as N(6)-adenine-specific DNA methyltransferase. The transcript has 5 exons. Lineage: Eukaryota; Fungi; Ascomycota; Sordariomycetes; Xylariales; Hypoxylaceae. The record is from RefSeq and is a predicted model, not a curated record. Gene Ontology annotation, biological process: methylation. Bases 133 to 858 code for a protein of 241 amino acids. Gene Ontology annotation, molecular function: nucleic acid binding; protein-lysine N-methyltransferase activity.